AUGCUUAGACUGAAUUUGCAGAGAAAUAUUUCCAAGAGAGCUUUUAGCCAGGCUAGCACCUUGUUGGCUGCUAAAAAACAGCACGAUGUGGUAAUCAUUGGUGGUGGCCCUGGUGGCUACGUAGCUGCCAUCAAAGCUGCCCAGCUAGGAUUUGACACUGCGUGUGUUGAAAAACGGGGUAGACUUGGUGGUACCUGCUUGAAUGUCGGCUGUAUUCCUUCAAAGGCUCUUCUGAACAACUCGCAUUUGUACCAUCAAAUGAAGCAUGAUGCGAAACAGAGAGGUAUUGACAUUCAGGGCGAAGUGUCCGUGAACGUGGCCCAAUUUCAGAAGGCUAAGGACACCGCGGUGAAGCAGCUCACCGGUGGUAUUGAGAUGCUUUUCAAGAAGAACAAAGUCACGUACUACAAAGGUUUAGGGUCUUUCGAAGACGAAAACAGCGUUAAAGUCUCACCAAUCGAGGGUCUUGAGGAUGGAAUUGCCGAGGAAACGAUCUUAGAGGCCAAGAACAUCGUCGUUGCGACCGGAUCUGAAGUCACCCCGUUUCCCGGCAUCCAGAUCGAUGAGGAAAGAAUCGUUUCUUCUACUGGUGCUCUAAGCUUAAAGGAGGUGCCUAAAAGGCUAGCCAUUAUUGGUGGUGGUAUUAUCGGCCUUGAAAUGGGAUCCGUAUACUCCAGACUAGGAUCAAAAGUCACUGUGGUUGAAUUUUUGCCUAAGAUCGGUGCCAGUAUGGACGACGAGGUCGCUGCCUCAACUCAGAAAUUUUUGAAGAAGCAAGGAUUUGACUUUAAGCUAGGUACCAAAGUGCUCUCCGGUGAAAGGAACGGCGACGUGGUUAAAAUCGAAGUUGAAAAUGUUAAGAGCGGCAAGAAAGAGACUCUCGAAGCCGAUGUAUUGCUAGUAGCCAUAGGAAGAAGGCCUUAUAUUGAGGGCCUCGGUGCCGAGAAAUUAGGUCUCGAGGUUGACAAAAGGGGUCGGCUGGUUAUCGAUGACCAAUUCAACACCAAGUUCCCUCACAUCAAAGUAAUUGGUGAUGUUACGUUUGGUCCUAUGCUUGCUCACAAGGCUGAAGAGGAAGGCAUUGCUGCUGUCGAGUAUUUGAAGACAGGACAUGGUCACGUUAAUUACGGAAAUAUUCCAUCUGUGAUGUACUCCCACCCCGAGGUUGCGUGGGUUGGUAAGACUGAAGAACAACUAAAAGAGGCUAAAAUUUCCUACAAAGUGGGGAAGUUCCCUUUUAUUGCUAACUCACGAGCCAAGACCAAUAUGGACAGCGAAGGUUUCGUGAAAAUCCUGAUCGAUGCCGACACUGAGAGAUUGCUCGGUGCGCACAUUAUUGGGCCUAAUGCUGGUGAAAUGAUCGCCGAGGCUGGUCUUGCUCUGGAAUACGGGGCUUCUGCAGAGGACAUUGCUCGCGUCUGCCAUGCCCACCCUACUCUAUCGGAAGCUUUCAAGGAGGCUAACCUAGCGGCAUACUCUAAACCCAUCAAUUUUUGA
Lachancea mirantina is the source of this 1497-nucleotide messenger RNA. The record is from the annotation of a GenBank genome assembly. Lineage: Eukaryota; Fungi; Ascomycota; Saccharomycetes; Saccharomycetales; Saccharomycetaceae.